This is a messenger RNA of Magallana angulata, 1331 nucleotides long. RefSeq lists its product as uncharacterized. NCBI's taxonomy places the organism in Eukaryota, Metazoa, Mollusca, Bivalvia, Ostreida, Ostreidae. The record is from RefSeq and is a predicted model, not a curated record. The coding region runs from base 803 to 1273 and encodes 156 amino acids. The transcript is spliced from 2 exons.
UGUAUCUUUUGGCAAUAGUUUUGGUCAGUUUGGGGCAGAAACAAGCCAGUUCAAAAAAUGUUAACAUUCUUAUCUUCAAAGGAAUAAGAUGGCCCCACAUUCCCCUUAAUACAGAAAUACAGUCAAACCUUGUUAUCUCGAACUAGAUGGGACUGGUUAAAAACCUCGAGAUAUCCGAGUAUUCGAGAUAUCAAGGUAAAUCACUUAAAAUUUAAUUGGUUGGGACUUACAAAUCACUUCGACAUAUCCAUUGUAUUCAAGAUAUCGGUGUUCGAGAUACCGAAGUUCCAACUGUAUAUAUACAGUAUACACAUACAAGUCAUGCACUUAGAAGUUGGGUUUGCAUACUAAGAUUAAUAAAGUACAGGUAAAUAAGAGUUUUACAAUUUAUUUCCCAAAUAAUAUGUAGGUAACAGCUAUACCUUUGUAGCCAUUUAAAGCAAUUCUGCAAAAUAAUGUAUUGCUGUUAUCCUUUUCAUUGCGAAAACAUUGAAAAAAGCACCCCAAAUCAGUAUUCAACAUUGAAAUAUGACUCUCGGGUCAAUUUUAAACCCAGGUCAAUAUUCUUUGUUCCAUCCUAUUCUGGCAAAAUAAGAUUUUAAAAAAUUACUCUCUAUUUCUCUGUAAAAGUUUAACCAAGGAAUCACGAAAUUUGCAAUUAAGAAAAAUUAAUAUUGAUGUGAGAUCUUGACAAUCUUUCAACUGAAAAUGAUUAGUGGAAAAGUUGGGCUAAAAUUAGUGCUCCUGGUAGAGUCUAAAGUUAACCCUAUACCUAGGUACAUACAUUAUACCAGUAUACUAAAUGUUAUCGGUAAUUAUGAAAGCUUGUAUCAGCUUGCAUAGUAUAUUACACAUGUGCAAUAUCAAUUUUCUUCCUCAGGCAACAGAUAUUUUAAAGAUGAUUUACAUCCAAUUUCAAAAAGAAAAAGAAGAAGGCCAUGUGAGAAACAUUGACGACCCCAUGAAGAGAUUAUCUUCAGCAACAGGGAUAAGUGUGAAAACACUGAAAAAGAAGGUUGUUGUCGACCCUGUGGAGAUGGUGGUGGAGGAUCUUCAGGCAGCUCCUCCUGUACCUGUUCCUAAGAAGAAACGUGGUCCCUGUAGAAAGCUUGAUGACUUCGAUGCAGAUUUGGUGAAGAGGACCAUUCAUGAUAUGCAGUUGAAGGGCCAGUACGUUUCACUUCGUCGACUGUCAGAUGUACUAGUAGAAAAGGGAGUCAGGAUCACAAAGUCUCCAUUGGGGAGACUUGUGAAGGAUCUUGGGUUCAGGUAAGCACAUAGAGAUGAAUCUCAUUUUCCUACUGCAAUACUGCCAAGUCACCUUCAAUCUG